AUUGAAGCGACACUUCGUCGAAGCAACCAUUUCACAUCACAAGAACUUGCGUCUCUCCCAAAUCUCACUCCCUCUCUCUCCCUCCCUUCAAUGGCGCCCACGUCCCAGAUUCGCAUCUCGAGCAACCAGUUUCCGCAGGAACCUAUCGCAUCCGAUGCCGGCGCCGAUAUCGGGGCAGCCGCCCAGAAGGCGAACGGCCCCCUGGCGGCCAGGUGCAACCCGAUCCUGUCGGAGAGCAAGACGUCGAUACGGGGCGUGGUGGCGCAGCUGCUAGCGGUGGCCCGCCAGACGGAGAACAACAAGCCGCUGAUAUCGCUCGGCGUCGGCGACGCCUCGGCCUUCUCCUGCUUCAAGAAGGGCAAGCGCUUCGCCGACUCCCUCGUCGCCAUCGUCUCCGCCGCCACUUUCGAUUGCUACCCCCCUUCCUACGGAUUUCCCUUCGCCCGCAGAGCAGUCGCAGGGCACCUGUCGAAGGGAGUGAAGCAUGGAAUCCGAGAGGACGAUGUGUACAUGAUGGUGGGCGGAACGCAGGCCAUCCAGAUCUGUCUGACGGUGCUGGCAAGCCCAGGUUCCAACCUGCUCCUCCCUCGCCCGGGCUUCCCUCCUUACGAGGCCAUCUGCGAGAUCGUAGGCAUCGAACCCAGGUUCUACGACCUGACACCCCACCGCGGCUGGGAGCUCGACCUCUCACAAAUCCGCUCCCUGGCCGACGCCAACACUGCCGGAUUAGUCAUCAUCAACCCCAACAACCCCUGCGGUGCCGUCUACUCGCAUGCCCAUCUCCAACAGAUUGCGGAAACUGCAGGAGACUUGGGCAUUCCUGUUAUCGCAGACGAGAUAUAUGAGAAUAUGGUUUUUGGUGGAAGCAAAUUUGUCCGAAUGGCGUCCUUCGCACACUCGACGCCGGUCAUCACAAUCGGAGCCUUGUCCAAGCGCUGGAUGCUCCCGGGUUGGCGUCUCGGAUGGCUGGCCUUUUGUGAUCCUUAUGGGACUAUAAAACAGAUAAAGGUGGCAACAGAGAUGCUUAUGAAUGUCACUGCAGGACCAGUAUCAAUGAUUCAGGCAGCGGUUCCCAAUAUUCUAUCUGAUGCUCAUGAAGAUUUCCAUUCCCAAGUCCUGCAAGUGUUAGAAUCCUCACUAGAUGCUCUGUAUACAAAGAUUGAGCAAAUCAAGCCACUGCGAUGCCACUCCAAACCUCAAGGUUCAAUGUUCAUGAUGGUUGAGAUUAAUACUACACUUCUGUUUGGAAUUGAAAAUGAUAUGGAUUUUGCGACAGAGUUGAUGAGAGAAGAAUCAGUGCUAGUUCUACCAGGCUCAGUAAUAGGCAUGAAAAACUGGAUACGAAUAUUCUUUGGAAUUCCUGCUGAUAUACUGAAAGAGGCAAGUGAUAGAAUUCAAACAUUCUGCAGCAGAAGACAAAUUACAAUCAAAAGCCUGUAACAUCAAGAACAAGGAUUGAAGAUUCAAUAAAGAUAUCAUGUAAAGCUAGCUAACCAAUUAUGUCAAUUGAAAUCAUCAUGUUAGCCGCGUA
Messenger RNA from Zingiber officinale, 1531 nucleotides. RefSeq names its product nicotianamine aminotransferase 1-like. The transcript is spliced from 7 exons. Gene Ontology annotation, biological process: biosynthetic process; amino acid metabolic process. Bases 91 to 1440 code for a protein of 449 amino acids. Gene Ontology annotation, molecular function: transaminase activity; pyridoxal phosphate binding. The record is from RefSeq and is a predicted model, not a curated record. Lineage: Eukaryota; Viridiplantae; Streptophyta; Magnoliopsida; Zingiberales; Zingiberaceae.